UUCUCGCGUAAACAGGAGGGUCUCGGCUUUGGAACAGUUCACCGGUACCUCGCUGUCGGUCAACAGCUCUUGUUCUUCAGUUACAAAAAAAAAAACUCGCGCGACCAUGCGGCCAAUUCGGUGCCUUUCUGUGCAAAUCGCUGGUUUGGACCAAGUGUAGAGACUCAAAUGCGAGAUGUUCCGCCUAAUUCUACUCCUUUUAUACGCCCGUCGAUGUCUUGCCUACGGAUACGAUUCAGGGGGCGAUCAGGGGGCUUGUGGGCGCCAAUACCGCUCGGGAAAAAUGCACAGACCUCCGUGCGAUUUAACCUCAGGCUAUUGCACCUCAGCUGGCACUGCCUACCCCUGGCACGCUGUGAAGAGGUUUGUGAGGGAGAAUCAAGGCCUGAUGAGGCGGAUGUACGGGGAUCAGAGGCAUGGACAGGUGCUCCAGGCCGAGCUGGACGACGUGGAGCUGCAGUCAAUGACAGGGGAGGAUAGAAAAAUGUGGGCUAAGCAAGAAUCCCACUUCAACACCGACAACGAGCUAACGCGAGACACUGAGCCCCGAUUUCUGCGUGAGGAAGAUAUAAGUAAUGAUGACGUUCUCAACACCAAAUUCGUUUAUUCAGAGGAGCCUUCAAUUAGCAUAAAAUUGGCAGAUUUGCGGACGGCUCCUCAUUUCAGACCCACAACAACAACCACAACCGAAGCACCAAAAACAACAACCGUAACUGAAGAAACAACCACAGUUGAAACCGCAACCACUGACACUACUGAUACAACUAAUGAUAAUAAUAAUCCCACUGAAAAUGAUUCAGGUGAUAACAAUCCCCAAACGGUCCUUUUCCAGGACAUGGAGGACAAAAACAGUCACAAGGUGCAAGUCAACUACCACAUGAAGGGGGUGAAUGCUUGUCCGGUGAAAGAAGAAGUGGUGGCCCCCUUCUGGGCGAAUAACACCCGGGGCGAAGUCCUAGCCUUGCUUAAUAUGUACCCCUUUGAACAGUACGUCCACUGGGAGAAGUGCACCCACGAGCACCGCCAGAUGUACUGUCGAGAUGGGUGUCGCUGUGAGCAGCAGUAUCGUCUCCAUAGACUGCUGGCCUACGACCCCAAUAAUGAAUGUCGGGGGAUUUUCUCGGAUUGGUUUCGAUUUCCGUCGUGUUGUGUUUGUAAAUGUUACAGUAUACCACCGGCGGAGUUUCGUGUGACGUCGCGAAGUCCACGAGCUUUUGACGAUGGGCAAGUGCCCCCCGAUUGGUAUCGAAGAAAAAAUGAGGCUAUUUUUGGAGGUGAUCAUGGAUGAUUCGAAAAUUGGAAAAGUAAUCGCCAAGGCUCGUGUUUUGUAAUUUAGUUAUUUUUGUGUCUAUGUUUUGUACAUUUAUCAUUAAUACUAUUAAUUGUAUGUUGUAGUUGGUAAGACUUGUUGUGUUCUUGUAAUGUGUUAAUUUUUUUAUAAAAUUACGAAUAAAGUUUAUGAUUAACAAGGCCAA
Messenger RNA from Tribolium castaneum (red flour beetle), 1475 nucleotides. It is a transcript of the gene spz4, whose product is annotated as spatzle 4. Gene Ontology annotation, cellular component: extracellular region. The record is from RefSeq and is a predicted model, not a curated record. Gene Ontology annotation, molecular function: growth factor activity; Toll binding. Gene Ontology annotation, biological process: innate immune response; central nervous system formation. The transcript is spliced from 4 exons. The coding region runs from base 176 to 1288 and encodes 370 amino acids. NCBI's taxonomy places the organism in Eukaryota, Metazoa, Arthropoda, Insecta, Coleoptera, Tenebrionidae.